ACGUCAGACAGAACGUUACGCAGUCAGUAACGCAGAUGUGGACUACACAUGUAAUCGCCGGCUCUCCGUGAGCACCGGAGCCUCAUUUUUAUCAUCAUAGUUUAAGAGGAGCUCAAUGACGGCCAGGAGAGGCGGUUGUCCGGUACUGUCCAACAAACACCUCUGAAAAAUACGGUUUGAGGAACACAGUGCGUGAAGUUAACUUCUUAGCAGUUAGCUUAGCUAGCAUAGCAGGUAUACUUCUACCAUCGUUGUUUAGUUCAUGACGUUAGUGUUCAUAUAACUGAAGCUAGCCGUCCAGGUCGGUGACGAAACAGUUAAGUAAACUCAUCUGUAAACUUUGACCUCCAAACGGGUUAGAGACCAGUGUGCCACAAAGGUACUCGCCGCCAACAGUGCUGUCUUGUUAGCUGGUUCGACUUCCUUGUGUCGUUCGAGGUCAUUCCAUAACGUUAUCAAAGAUACCGAUCGGGUAACGGUCAACAGGCAUGAAGAGCCUGCCGUACUUCUGCCGAGGAGAGGUCAUCAGAGGCUUCGGGAGAGGAAGCAAGGAACUGGGCAUACCCACCGCUAACUUCCCAGACUCAGUGGUGGACAACCUUCCAGCAGAUAUCAGCACUGGGAUCUAUUAUGGCUGGGCCUGCGUGGGUAACGGUGAUGUCCACAAAAUGGUGAUGAGCAUCGGCUGGAACCCUUAUUACAAAAAUACAAAGAAAUCUAUGGAGACUCAUGUGAUUCACACUUUCAAAGAGGACUUUUAUGGAGACACGUUAAGUGUUGUCAUGGUGGGCUACAUCCGUCCAGAGAGAAGCUUCGACUCCCUUGAGGCCCUCAUCGCAGCCAUCAACAACGACAUCGAGGAGGCCAAGACAAAGCUGGAGCUCCCCGAACAUCGCAAACUGAGAGACGACAACUUCUUCACCGGCACCCCCAACGGGUCUUCAGCUCUGCCUCCCACCACCACAUCCGUGUCACAGACUAUAAUGAACGGACACUGACAGCUGGAUGUGACUGCUUUACACACACGCCAUUCAACACGCAGGUCUCUAUCACGUACUUAUUAAAAUGCACGCUUCUCCUACCGUCUCCAUGGCUACAUACACUUGGAUAUAAUCACGGACAACCAGUCUUUUUUUAAUUUGUAUUUUUCCUUUUCUUCUUUCAUUGUGUUUUUGUGUACAAAGCAGUUUUACGUCACAUUCAGGUUUGUUACAGACAGAGCCAGUCCCAUAACAGAUGAUAUUCAUUUGUCUAUAUUCACAUCAGGUUGCCUUUUAACACUGAAACUGUGUGUGACGCUCUUUGGGCCCACUGGUCCCACAGGAUAUUGUGAAGUGUAUAUUAAUGUAUAGAAAAUUGCAGAACAAGAUGGGUGUGACUAUAAUAUACAUGAUAUUUGUAGUAUUCUGUAUAUAAAGAAAGACACUAGUAGACCACAAACUCUAACUGAACCCUGUUUAACUGAGGUGAAAUGCAUUGUUAUUCAUUCUGUUGUUGACCUGAUGUGGCUACUGAGAAAGUCUGGGCAUUAUUAUCUGUAACAAAAACAUAGGUUGCACUGGGCUUUUAUGCAAUGGUGUAGCUACAUGCAAAGCAUCUCUGAUGAAAACAAGAUUAAAAUUAGAAAGCUAAUCUUUGCUCCUUUGAGAAAAUGUCCCUCUCCUCUAGUGUGACACAAGUCCUGGACAUACUGCCCUGUUUAAUGUCAACCAGAGAUCAAAUUUGUUUAGGAUUUAUGCAGUAAAAGAGUAAUACCGGAAGAGAUGUUUUUAUUUAUUUAUUAAAAUCCAUUGUAAAUAUCUGUUAAUGGUAAGGCAUUUACAGUAUUUCAAAAAUUCACCUCCUAUAUUUAAGGUUUACUCUCUCAACACUAUAUCGUCUUCAUCAUCAGCCAUUUAUAUUUGAUAUUUCAUACUGAUAGAAAAAUUCUGAGAUACCAUCUAAGAAUCAAGACAGAGUCGCUGGAUUCUGGAAUCAGAAGACUUUACUUGUGGCAAGGAGCCAGGUACAUACAACAAGAUGCAGCAGUUGACUUACUAACACCAGGAAGUCUAAGUUCUUAUGAAAGAAUAUGGAUAAUACAAUUAUUGGUCCAAGUGUCCAAACGUAAUGACGAUCAAGUUCACCAUUGGCGUAGAUACCCAAAACACAGUGACGCAUGGGUUCAGUGACCGCGUUUGCACUUAUCUCCCGCCUACCCUAUGGCCUGAUAUCUCCAAGGGCAACAGGCUGCUCUGGCCCCGAACUGGCACCACAAGACAGAAAACAUGUAGAGACAGAAGAAAUGGUAGACAUAUCCUGGGUGUUUUCUUACAGGACAUGUCAUCACAAGCCAUCCAUGACUCGUAUAUUUCUCUAACACGUACGUGAAUCGAAAAAGCUAAACAACCUUUUUCGCGUGUCAGUUAUGUUUGUCACUACAGCGUGCCUCAUGGUCAGACCUGUAGUCUGUCAGUCGGUGGGUUUGUUACAGAUAGUAAAACAUUGAUAGAUGAGCUGAGACACAGGAGAAUAAAGUCCACUGGUCCUGUUCUAUAGUGUUCUGAUUUAGGAGCAACAAAUGAAACCACUGAAACGUAAAAGGAUAAUGAUGAUGCAGAAGUCUGUUCAGUACUGUGGAGAAAACCAAAAUAAACAGUAAAUCUAGAGUUUCUAUCAAGUUUGUGUAUGAGUGUGGUUUUAAGAAGAAAAUGACAGCUAAACAUAUAAUACAAAUAUGUACAAAUGUUUGAAGCCCCUGUAAAUAAUUAUUUUAAAUGAUUGAAACACGAGUCAUAGCUUUUAAGUCUGUAUUGUAUUAUUAAAGUGAUAACUAAUUAGGACUGCUUUUUAUGAAUGUUGACGAUUCAAUGGUAGCUACGAUCCUUCAUCAUAAUGGUCUUAGCUGUUUUUGCUGGUUAUAAUGGUCACUGUUUUCUGCAAAUUUUUACUUGAAGUGGUUUAGUCUUUGCUCCAACAGAUUAAUUCUAAGUACAUCUACAUGAUCCAUUGUAGUUACUGUGCACAAAAAAAAAAGAAAAAAACCUGUUGGGAAGCAUCACCAUAAACUCAGAUGUCCUGGGUCUUCAAUCUUGUUAAGUGUUGUGACAUUUUGGGGAGAGAUUUUCAGCAGGAAAAUUUCAUAAAUCAUAUAUUUUUAUCUGAUUCAUUGUAAAUAUUGAUUAGAGAUAACACAUGGACCAGGCAUACUGCAUGUCAAAGGUAAAAGUUCAACAUCGCUCCUUAUAUUUUCAUCCAUUCAUAUGUUUUAUAUCAUUCAAUCAAUAAAUUAUUCAAUCCAAA
This is a messenger RNA of Sphaeramia orbicularis (orbiculate cardinalfish), 3282 nucleotides long. It is a transcript of the gene rfk, whose product is annotated as riboflavin kinase. The record is from RefSeq and is a predicted model, not a curated record. The coding region runs from base 489 to 998 and encodes 169 amino acids. Gene Ontology annotation, cellular component: mitochondrion. The transcript is spliced from 4 exons. Gene Ontology annotation, molecular function: riboflavin kinase activity. Gene Ontology annotation, biological process: FMN biosynthetic process; riboflavin biosynthetic process. NCBI's taxonomy places the organism in Eukaryota, Metazoa, Chordata, Actinopteri, Kurtiformes, Apogonidae.